CUUUUCAUAAUUGUCGAUUGAAAACAACGAAACUGAGCUCUCUUGUGCAGACAAAAGCAUCUGGAUACAAUCUAAUAAUUUCAGCUUUUGUCUUAAUUUAUGUUAAGACUGCAGCAGUGACUUGUCAUGGCUGAAAACCAGGGUGUUAGUGCAUUCCCGCUCCCUCCUAUGCAGUAUGCCGUGAUCUACACUGAUGAAAAUAUGAAGAAAGGCAGGACACCACACCCUCCACCACCCAUACAGGAUAACUACACCAUGUUCGGAGCUCCCUUCACAGCCGACGAUGCCAUCAUUCGACCACUGGAGGCAUCAGGCUGCAAGAGACUCUAUCCUCAAAACUAUGAUCACAAACGUGAACUAAAGAAACUGAACCACUCAAUUCUUGUGAACUUCUUGGACAUGUUGGAAAUCUUAAUCCGUGCACCAGAAUCUCCCAAACGAACAGAGAAACUGGAGGACCUGAACUUGUUGUUCAUCAACCUGCACCACUUGGUGAAUGAGUCGCCCCAUCAGGCCCGCGAGACACUGAGAGUCAUGCUUGAAGUCCAGAAAAACCAGAGGCUGGAGAUCGCAGACCGAUUCCAGCAGCACCUUGACAAGGUGAAAGAGUUAAUAGAGAGCGCACUGGCCAAGCUCCCCGAGGACGUGAACCUCGACUCCAAGUUGCUGGUUGAGAGUGAACUGAUGUUGGAGAAUGCAGGCACACUGAAUGAUGCCUCUGAUGAUGGUGAGCAGUGUGACAGACUGGACAGCAUGAUGUGCGACAUUGUGGAUGGAAUGAGCUGAUGGUGAUGUCCUUGUCUUGUGUUUGCAUGUCAUGUAUGUUGCAUUGUACCAUGGGAAAAGUAUUAAACACAUUAUCAUGUACAAUAA
Molecule: messenger RNA, 873 nt
Organism: Haliotis rubra (blacklip abalone)
Lineage: Eukaryota; Metazoa; Mollusca; Gastropoda; Lepetellida; Haliotidae
Product: mediator of RNA polymerase II transcription subunit 7-like
Biological process (GO): regulation of transcription by RNA polymerase II
Cellular component (GO): core mediator complex; mediator complex
Molecular function (GO): transcription coregulator activity
Source: RefSeq, a predicted model, not a curated record